Mesorhabditis spiculigera is the source of this 786-nucleotide messenger RNA. The record is from the annotation of a GenBank genome assembly. NCBI's taxonomy places the organism in Eukaryota, Metazoa, Nematoda, Chromadorea, Rhabditida, Rhabditidae.
AUGAUCAUCCCGCGCACCGGGGCUCCCUCAACUUUUUACCCAUAUUCAUCGGUGGAUGAGAGCCAAGUCAGCUGGAGUGUGCCGCCAGCUUUCAACUCGCUGCUGUCGAUCACGAAGAACGGGCUGCUGCGCACUUUCUCGACUUCCGGACCGGCUGGACUGUUGAAGGCCGAGUCAUCGUCUGGCGCUAACAAGACGCUGCUGGUUCCGGUGCAGAUCACGCCCGCUCGCUCAAUCUGGGUCGAAGUUUUCCCGCCGCUCUCGGCCCCGGAGUCUUCCCCACUCACCGCCCUCAAUGUUGGCCAGACGCUCGAUUUGUACAUCCACUUCCGCGACCGUUUCGGCGUCCGCCUCGUCGCCGCUCCGAAUCAGGGUCAACUACCAUCCGCAUCGCUUCGACCUUACCGAAAUCGCCGCCUUAAUGGCAACCGCACACUGGCCAUCACCCUGAAGACGCCUGGCGAGACUGUGCUGCGUAUCUGGGACGCCGAAGAUCAGAGCAUUGAGACGUUCAUCCGCUUCUCGGCCGUCGAUCUCCCGCCACCAGAUGCCAACGAGACCACCAAGGACGAGUCGAUCUUGAAGGCAAUCGCCGAGCCGUCGUGCCCGAUUCAAGGCGCAUCCACCGCUGACAAAGCGAGCAGCUUUGAACGGCUUGGAUUCUUCGACUGGUUGCGCUAUAUGUCUAAACACCUGGUGACACUGCUGUGCGGCUGCGGCCUGCUGAUCAUCACCACAUGCUGCUGGAUUCUUUUGCGACGCUCUCCGUCCAAGAAGGGGUGCCGC